AUGCCAGGACCUCCCCGCCACUUGCUGCUGCUUAUUCUCUUUAUUAGUCCAAUAACUCUAGACACUGGUGGGGAAGCAUUGAGGGCUGUGAUGCGCUCCAGUUCUCUGCCUCUGAUUCGGACACUGCUUGAAUAUGGGCCACAGGAACCACAUAUGGCACUCCGACGUGGCCUCAACAUGCAGCACCUGCGUUUUAUGAUGGACCUCUACAGAAGAUCUGCAGGUAGUAAUGGGAGGCCAAUGCGUGGGAGGCAUGUAGGAGCGGCAGUGAGGUUGGUGAGGCCUGUCAACCAGGCAUCUUUUAUUAUGGGUGAGUAACUGAGUAUAGAUCUGCGUACACGUGUGCAUAUAUUAUGGGCGAUUUAGUUUUUAAGUUUGGGCAGCACAGAUUUGUAUAUUUAUUUUUAUUAUGGGAAAUUUAAAUUACAAUUUAAUUGCACCCAGAUCACUUCAUCUCAAUGAACUGGUUUGUGGUGCAGAGGACCUGUAGUUUUAACCCUUCAAUGUAAAACUUAGAGUUUUGUAGAAACUGCAAUGUUGUCUAGGUUCCAUAAUCACUACAUGCUGUUGUAAGGGGAGCAGCACACCAGUUGUUGCGUAAAAAGAUUUGAGUGGUUUGAUGAAAACCUGGGGUCCCUGAGGCACCUGUGGCUGGCCCCUGCUUGGCCUUUAACCCCUUAAGGACCAAACUUCUGGAAUAAAAGGGAAUCAUGACAUGUCACACAUGCCAUGUGUCCUUAAGGGGUUAAACUAUGUAUAGAUAAAACUUAAUAGCAAUAUCCAAGCAUGGGGUCAGACCACUGGUGCUUCUGAGACACUUGGUUUCGGUAAAAUUGCUCAAAAUGUUUAGUCAAGACCAGAGGAUGGCACAUAUAAUCGCACCAUAACUACUGUACUGGUUAUAGAGUUGCCCUUUGAUAAUAAAAUUAGUUUUUAGGCUGGAUAUUUUAAAGUGACACUUUAAUGUGCCUUGCAGAAAAUGGCUGCAUUGGUUUGUGUAAAAAAACAAAACCAAAAAAAAACCCAACUCUGCCAUUAGUAUAUCUAGCAGGGUUAAUCAUUAAUGACAAAAUUUGUAGGUAAUUCAAAGGAUAUUUUUAAAUUUAGACCAUAAGUACCCAAAUUAUAACAUUUCUUUAAUUCUGUGCUCAGCUUGGUUAUUUGGCUCUACAUCUGAGUAUUUCCAAGAAUUUCCAGUUAUUCUCACUUUGGUAAAUAACCCUAAAAAUCUCUAUUGGUUGAUGUAAACCCUUCCUGGUGCAGAAGUAGCAAUUUAGGAACUAAAAAAAAACAAAAAACUUCUUGAUGUAUUUUUGCAUUUUAAUGCUAUAUCUAAAUUUUGGGCAUAGGCCAAUAAAAGAUUGAGAAUUCUGAAAAAAGGAAUUGUUAUAAAUGACUUGUCAUCUUUUCAUCAUACAUGCAUUUAUUAUUAUUAUUAUUAUUAUUAUUAUUAUUAUUAUUAAUAAUAAUAAUAAUAAUAAUAAUAAUAAUAAUAUUUAUUUUAUUUAUACAGCGCCAGCAAAUUCCGUAGCGCCGUACAAUGGCAUAUAAAGGUUUCUUCACAUGAUGCUGUGUAGCUCAUGGACAUUGUUAUUAGCACUGAAUGCCAUAACAACUUAUGUAACUUAUGUACUAAUUUCUUCAGAGGAUCCUUGUGUGUUUUUUGUGAUCUGGACCAUGUUUUUCAUGACACUCAGCCAUAGAGCUGGGUUAGGUCAAGGGGAAAAUAGUCCAUGGAUCACAUGGGGAUCAGCCAUCACGUUAAGUGUUUCUCAUAGGGUCAUGAACACAUUAUUGUCUUGCUAUCACAAGAUACAGGCCUUCCAACCGUCGCAAUUAAAGCUAGACAGUCCCAAUUUUAGGUUCCUGUCCCAUCUUCCAGGGCUUACCUUGUGUUCCACUUUUGGGAACACUGCCCUCAAAAAGUAGCACAGUAGUAUCAUGAGAUGUACGAUGCCUCGGGCAGUAGAAACAUGCAGAAAGCACUGAAACCGUUUAUCUGCAUGGCCUGACCUCAUAGGCUAGAUGGUGUGAUUGGCAGGAAGCCUGACUUGCCAGUACUUGGGGUGGCACCACUGAUAUAAUUCACAUCUCAACUCAUAGGACGCCAAUGUUUGGGUGUAUGAAGGCAGAUAUUUUGCAUGGUCAGAAAGUACCAGUAAGACCAACUCCCUUCAUGCAGUGCCUGACUACAUACAGUCAAGCCUUAGAUAUAUUUCUUCCAGGUACUAUAUCCAUCUGAGGCAGACCUGUUUGUACACCAGGUAGAGUACCCUUCUUUCUGGUGUGCUUUCUAUGGAGCUCAACACUUUCACUUCUGCAGUGGAGCCUUAUGCAUUUCUAGGGAGGAUCAUUGAAGGCUAAUGCUCUGGAUUUCGGGCUCCUUAGCCCCAAAGAAGGUAAAACUUUAUUUUAAUUUUACAUACGGUAACUGUUUUCCAUGCAGCCCCUAUUACUACUUCGGGUGAGAAAGUGAAGGCCUCCCAGUUGACUGUCAGGUAGGGUGUCUGGGAACAGAACUUGCUUCACAUACCUCUGUUAGGUACGUGACAAGAUUGCAUUGAAUAACUGGCUAUGCUUUCAUUGAGAUCCUAGAGAGCCUUAGCUGUGUGCUGUUCAUGGGUAGAGCGGAGGGAACAUAGCCUAGAAAGGUUUGGAUAUGUCAUGACAAUUUCCCACAUCUGUUAGGGUCAAGAUCAUUGAUUUUUAUUUUGCUUUGGGCUCAUGCCCAAGGUGUAGCAUCCCUGAAUGGAAUAUAUACAUUGGCAAAAAAGUUUCAACCAAGUAGAUUAAAGGUGAGGGUGAGUUCAGAUCAGAAUCUCCAACUAGAAAGACCACUCCCAUCUGUGUUCUAUGUUUGUGAGACUCCAUAGUUCAUAGAACCUAUUAAGGUAUUAACCCAUCAUUAAACUAACCAGUGAAGAUAUUAGCGCCCAUCAUGUACUGGCCGUUUCAAUCACACAAACGUACCACUCAUUACACAAAUGCAGGCACAGUAAUGCUUUUCUUCACCCAUAGUUGAAGAUGUUAAAUUUGUUUGUUUGCUUGUUUGGUGUUUUUAGAGGGGGAGUGGUGGUGUUCACAUUUCCAGAACUAUAGCUCCACACCUCAUAUGGGGGGGGUGAGGGAGAAGACACACUUAUCACACAUGUGCUUCAGGUGUUUGGAAUGUUCAUUAACAGGUUACUCCAACCACCUUGACCAUUUUGUCUUUUUGAAGGCAGGAAUCCUGAUGUGAAGUGUUUAAUCCAGAGAUCUUUUUAAUUGUGUGCUGGUGGCUAGCUGUAUCCUCAGCAAAUGUGAAUUAGGCACCCCCACUGUGUUCUGUUCUACAUAAUGUAAAUUUUUUAAUUUGCAUAAAUUACACCUGUUGUCAGCAAACACUGGCAAUAGCCUUUAACAGCUUCUCCCCUCCCUCAGACCCUAAAUGACGCUCUCCCUUCUCCCAAUUCAUAUAUAUAUAUAUAUAUAUAUAUAUAUAUAUAUAUAUAUUUCUUUUUACCCGUCCUCCCUCCUCCUUCUUUUCCUCUCUCUUUCCUCUUCCCCUUGCCAGCUCAGAGUGCGUGCGUGCGCUUUAGCAGGUAAAAGGGUCCCAUCAAGGCUUCUCAGCCUUUGAUUGGACCUUGGUGCAGCCCUUGUGAUGUCAGACUGUUGUUAUUGUAAAGAUCAUGUGGCGGAGGUGAUUAGUGUUAUGGAGAGAAUAGUGUUGUAAGAGAUAUGAAUGAGAAGAGGUAAGUAGUCUGAGAAAUUAAAGGGAUUAUCCAGUCCCAAUAACAACUUAAUCUCAAUGAAGUUAAAGGGCCCGGAGUUCCUGGCUGCUUUCUUACCUUACAGUGUCAGCAUUCCUUAUAAUCCCUUUCCCACUUAGUGAGAAUACAUUAAAUCAUGUACUUUGCUACAGACAAAAUUAUAUUUGAGUAGGGAGUGUAUUAGUAGAAUGGGACAAUCUACUCUUUUAACACAUUUGUUUUUCUUAUCUUUCUUAAACAGUGAAAUAUAUCCUCUUAAAAGCUACACCAGAUUUUCUGGGUGGGAUUCGUCUCCCCCAUUCCCCCGGUUCCUAUAUCCAUGAGUAUAAGGUAGCCUUUGCUCUCGGCAUAUCACUGGUUGCCCAAGUCAUUGCUUCCCUAUUAGCUGAGCAGACGAGGGAAAGACAGAGGAAGUGACGUGACUGGUGCCUGGGGACAGAACGUCUGUGUUAAAUCAUUUGAAAAUGGCUUAACGCUGUAAGGUAAGAUGGCGCCCAGGGAAUCCAGAUCCCACAACAACUUCAUUAAGAUGAAGUUAUGAGGGCUGGAGGGUUCCUUUUAAUUUUAGAACAAGUUGAGUUAUUGUAAACCAGUUUACCUUCUGCAAAAGAGGAAGCAGACAUGAGUAGAACUUGGCAUGUUGUGGAGUGGGCGACAACCAAGUGGAAUUGUGGUUAGGAAGGAGUUUUUCAACUUUAUGAAUGGAAUUUACCAUAGUUUAUAAUUUUGGUAUUUUAAUUUGUGGCUAACAAAGAAUGAGUUUUUAGAUAUUGUAUUUUGGUGAUUAUAAUUUUUUUUUUUUCUUUUAUUUCUUUGUAGAUGGUCACUGGCAUAUACAGAAUGUAACGUUCAGUUUGCAAGAUGUGAUUAAAGCAGAGCGGUUGGUGAGGGCUACUGUAAUGCAUCCUCGUUCAACACAUCUGUCUAAUGCCUGCCUCUCAAGCAAAGUGGAUAUUCUCUCAAAUGCUGGUCCUUCACUGAGGACCAAAAUUUCCACUAGAAAUCCUAGGUUUGUUGAGACUGAUCUCACAACCUAUCUCCAGCCUCUGAUCGAAGACUCCAAGAAGACUUUUAAACUUGAACUGCAAAUAAUCUGCAGGAAAGUUAAAAUGCAACCCUCAAAUCUGAUGACUGUCUCUCAGUCUUACAUCCCAUUCUUGCUUCUCUAUCUCAACCACUCAUUACAAAGCGUAGCUGAGGAGAAAAAUAGAAGCAAGUCAAGCCUGCUUCUUAGGAAAACUCGUCAAGCAGGGAGUAUAGGCACCAAGCUUCCAAAAUUCUCCAGCCCAAAUUUAGUGUCAAAGAGCCGGUGUGUCUUACGCCCAUUCUGGGUCAGCUUCCACCAGUUGGGAUGGGACCACUGGAUCAUUGCUCCACACAGGUAUAAUCCUGGUUACUGCAAGGGGGACUGUCCUAGGAUUCUUCACUCAGGGUAUAAUUCUCCCAAUCAUGCCAUCAUCCAGAACUUUAUAAAUCAGGUUGUUGAUGGGAGUGUCCCGCGUCCAUCUUGUGUCCCAUAUUCCUAUGGCCCAAUUAGUGUACUCAUGAUUGAACCCGAAGGGAAGAUUCUGUACAAGGAGUAUGAAAAUAUGAUGGCGGAAUCUUGCACAUGUAGAUGA
Pelobates cultripes (western spadefoot toad) is the source of this 5368-nucleotide messenger RNA. NCBI's taxonomy places the organism in Eukaryota, Metazoa, Chordata, Amphibia, Anura, Pelobatidae. The record is from the annotation of a GenBank genome assembly.